Molecule: messenger RNA, 1629 nt
Organism: Rhodamnia argentea
Lineage: Eukaryota; Viridiplantae; Streptophyta; Magnoliopsida; Myrtales; Myrtaceae
Product: disease resistance protein L6-like
Exons: 3
Coding region: 1-1629 (542 amino acids)
Biological process (GO): defense response; signal transduction
Molecular function (GO): ADP binding
Source: RefSeq, a predicted model, not a curated record
AUGUCUGCUUCUGUCGAUGACGGGCAUUCGUCCUCGGGGGCCGAAUUCGAGGUGUUCUUGAGUUUCAGAGGCCCCGACACCCGGCUCAGCUUCACCGAUAAUCUCUAUCACUCCCUGGUUAGAGCUGGGAUUCGUGUUUUCAGAGACAACGAAGAGAUCCGACAAGGCGAAAAGAUUGCAGACGAGCUUUUGCAUGCCAUCAAAUCCUCCAAAAUAUAUCUUCCCAUCUUCUCUAGGGGCUACGCAUCCAGUGUGUGGUGUCUUGGCGAGCUCACGCACAUGAUGGAAUGCUCGAGCAAGGCCAAAGAUAAAAUGAUCCUACCCGUUUUCUAUGACGUGGAUCCGGACGAUGUGAAGCUCAAAACUCGACUGUACCUCGAUGCUCUGGAGAAGCACGAGGGGAAGUACGGCCUCGAUGUUCCGCAAUGGAAGGAGGCUCUGACCGAGGUCGCAAGAAUCAGGGGAUUGGCGUUGAAGGGUAAAGGCCAUGGUGAAGGUGAAAUCAUCAACACUAUAUUGGACGAGGUUUGGAACAAGCUAAUGAAAAGGAGGAGAAACCUACCCAAACAUUUAGUGGGGAUCGAUGAUCAAGUGGAAGCUAUCAUGGACUUGUUAACUCAUGAUGUCCCUCAUGUGGUCAUUCAUGGAAUGGGUGGCAUCGGUAAGACAACUCUCGCAAGUGCCGUCUUUAAUCGAAUCUCCAAUCAAUUUGAUGGCUGUAGCUUCCUGUCGGAUGUUCGCGAAUCUGCGCAGCGUGGUAGAAUUAUUGACUUGCAAAAACAGUUAUUGUCAGAAAUUCUCCAAUGCAGAUCUCCUGAGAUCCACAAUUCUGAUGUAGGGAUCAACAUAAUUAGUGAAAGGUUUCGCAAUAAGAAAGUUCUACUUAUUCUUGAUGACGUGGAUAAGCAGGACCAACUCUCUAAACUAGCCGGAAAGAGCGAUUGGUUUGGUCCAGGGAGCAAAAUCAUCCUUACAACGAGGGACAUCAACUUUUUGCCAAUCAAAGAGGAGGGCGAAGAGAGUAGUUGGAACCAAGCACGUUCUAAAGAGUAUGAAAUCUAUGAAAUGGCAGAAAUGGAUUCUUCUGAUGCUCUUAAACUUUUUAGUCAACAUGCCUUAGGGAUGGAUUCCCCACCACCUCGAUAUGAAGAUAUCUCGCUCAAAAUUACCAACAAAACAGGUGGACUUCCAUUAGCUCUCGAGGUUAUUGGUGCCUCACUUUUCGGCAAAAACAGAACGAUUUGGGAAGGCAUGUUGAGGAAAUUAGAUUCAAUGCCCAAUCAGGAAGUUUUUAUAAAAUUAAAGAUCAGCUAUGACAUGUUAGAUCCUGCUCAAAAAGAGAUCUUUCUUGACAUCGCAUGUUACUUCAUUGGAAGAGACAUACUCCACCCAUGCUAUAUGUGGGAAGCUUCUGGCUAUUUCCCAAAAGCCGAUUUACUCAUUCUUGCUCGUAUGUCUUUGAUAAAGAUAGAAAAAGAUGAUACGCUAUGGAUGCAUGACCAGCUUAGGGAUUUCGGAAGACAAAUUAUUCAACUUGAAGACAAUGAAUCCAGAAAGCGUAGUAGGUUGUGGGAGCCCGAGAUUGCCUUGAAGGUGCUUCAGCGGAUAGGGGUUUUUAACUUUUCAUAG